Fusarium venenatum is the source of this 2061-nucleotide messenger RNA. Lineage: Eukaryota; Fungi; Ascomycota; Sordariomycetes; Hypocreales; Nectriaceae. The record is from RefSeq and is a predicted model, not a curated record.
AUGGCGUCGCAGCAUCCAACAUAUCCCAACCCAGUCAAGAGGCCACGAAUCGGAGAGCGCACUUUGGUAGCAUGCAACGGCUGUAAGCAGAAAAAGCUCAAAUGUGACGGACAAAUUCCCAAAUGCCAAAAUUGCAGCAAGACUGGAAGGGAAUGUUUCGUCGAAGAUCCCGCUACAGGGCUUUUGCGGCCUAGGGACUACAUGCAGUCUCUCGAGACCAGAGUCGCUUACCUAGAGGGCCUACUGAAGCAGGCAAGACCUGAUGUGGCUCUCGACCAUCUCAUGGGCCUCGAGAAAAAUGCUUCCAGUCUUUCGCCUGCUGCGCCGACCCCGACCACGGCUUCAGUUGAAAUCUCUGCUACAGGUAACUGUCAGCGAGAUGCGCGCGUUGAGACGGAAGACACAACUGAUCAGCUAUCUACCGACGUUGCUCUACUAUGUUUGACUGCCGCUAGCAAAGAGCCUCAUUAUUUCGGCCCAUCAUCAGCUGUCUCAUUUUCAAGGAUUGUGAGCGCCGCUAUGGAUCUGCCCAAAAAGGUUGGGCCAUUUCAUCAAACAAACUCAGUCCGGUUUGAACACGGGUCGUCGACAUGGGAUUUUCCUCAGCCGUUUCUCAUCGAUUUCCCCUCGCCACAGGCUGGCGCUACUCUAUCUCAAGCAUAUUUCAAUAACAUUCAUCCCCAGUAUCCAUUCCUUCACCAGCCAACAUUUCAAUUCUGGGAAGACCUGUGCUUCAAAGCCAACCUUGCCGGAAAUUUGUCAAUGGCAGGCGAUCUGGCACAGUUCUUCGUGUGGAUGGUUUAUGCAAUUGCUUCUCUAGCUUUGGGCCCUGCCCACUAUGAUGAAGCUGAAUCAUACUACAACAUGGCCCUUGUGCAUCAGCCUUCAGUUCUCGAGCUUGACAGUAUCGAGUCUAUACAGAGUUUGCUGGCAUGUGCAGUCUACUCAAUACGUUCUCCUGCUGGAGGAAGCCUUUGGAAAUCCUCCGGCCUUGCUAUCCGAUACUGUAUAGAGCUCGGUUAUCAUCGAAAUGCUUCAAAGUACCGGAAGAAUGUCAACCCACUUAUUGCCGAGAUUUCUAAAAGGUGUUUCUGGGUAGCCUAUGAUAUUGAUCGGGUGGCGUCCUUCAUACUGGGCCGUCCAGUUGGUAUUCCCGAUAAUUGCAUUGACGCUGAGUUGCCAUUAGAUAUAGACGAUGAUAAAAUCAAUGCACUAGGCUUGUUACAAAGCCCGCGUACGUCUCCAGAGGAACCACCCACGAGCAUGACGGGUGCUAUCCACGUAGUCAAACUACGUCGGUUGUGGUCCAAGAUCGGCAACAAUAUUUACCCGGCGAUCACCGAGUCCUCAAUGAGCCAGGCAGUUGCCAAGAAACCUCUGAUUGAACAGUUGAGGGCAGAGUUGGAAGCGUGGCAUAGCGAGGUUCCUCAUGCACCAGAUACACCCGGACUCGACCCUCUCUCUGUUUUUGCCUCGCGCGAAUGGUUUCGCCUGGCUUAUGAUCAUUCCAUUCUCCUGCUAUAUAGGCACUGGAUUACUCAUAAACCUCCUCCCGGUGAAGAGGGGUCGGUCGAGGAAGCACUGGUGAGCUGUGCAGACAAAGCAAAAGAGAUAUGCGUCCUCUACCGCAGACUCUUUCAACGCCAGUCUCUACAGUUCACGUGGGGAUCACUCCACAUUCUCUUUCUGGGAGGAUUGACCUAUCUAUACUGUAUCUGGAAAUCAUCUAGAGUCAGAGCCGCUGCUAGAAAGAUGGAUAUCAUCAACACAUGCAUGGCUUGCAAUACCGCAUUGGUCGUCAUUGCCGAACGCUGGGGAAAGGCUGCACCCUAUAGAGACAUAUUUGAAAUUUUGUCAGAAAAGACAAUUAGCCUCAUCUGUGGGGAUGGCAAUCAGUCAACCGAUGAUGACCAAGGAUGGCAGGAAUCAGGUCAAAGCCAGGCCACUGAUCCUCAACCACUUGAGGAAUGGAUGAUGGAGAUUGGGGCCGACGGCAUGCCAGUCAAUUCGGAGUGGUUGAUACAAGAGCUAUUACAAGGAACAAGGAACGAAGAUAACUAG